AGCGCGUUCUUAGGGUGGCCGGGGUGUAACAUGGCCUGUGCGUGAACAUCUCAGUUCAAAGGCCCUGAUAGCUUAAGAAAAAGGGAGUCCCCAGGCAGAGAGGUCAUCUCUGCCCUCUUCGAAGCACACACAGCCUCUUCCCGGCCCCUCCUUCCUGGCCAAAAGCUGUGGCAGAUGGACACCAACACCUCCCUGGUGACUGAGUUCGUGCUGGUGGGCUUCUCGCGUCUGGCCCACCUGCAGGGCCUCCUCUUCUCCCUCUUCCUGGCGGUCUACCUGCUCACGGUGGCAGGCAAUCUCCUCAUCGUGGCGCUAGUCUCCACAGACGCAGCGCUGCAGUCCCCCAUGUACUUCUUCCUCCGCAUCCUCUCCGCCCUGGAGAUCUGCUACACGUCGGUCACCGUCCCCUUGCUGCUGCACCAUCUGCUCACUGGCCGGCGCCACAUCUCGCGCUCCGGCUGCGCUCUGCAGAUGUUCUUUUUCCUCUUCUUUGGUGCCACCGAGUGCUGCCUGCUGGCGGCCAUGGCCUAUGACCGCUACGCCGCUAUCUGCGAGCCCCUGCGCUACCAAAUGCUGCUCAGCCGGCGGGUGUGUGUGCAGCUCGCCGGCGCCGCGUGGACCUGCGGGGCUCUUGUGGGGCUGGGGCACACCUCCUUCAUCUUCUCCUUGCCCUUCUGUGGCCCCAACGCUGUCCCUCACUUCUUCUGUGAGAUCCAGCCGGUGCUGCAGUUGGUGUGUGGGGACACCUCGCUCAAUGAGCUGCAGAUUAUCCUGGCUGCCGCCCUCAUCAUCCUGUGCCCCUUUGGCCUCAUCCUUAGUUCCUACGGGAGGAUCCUGGCCACUAUCUUCCGCAUCCCAUCAGCUGCUGGUCGCCGAAAGGCCUUCUCCACCUGUUCCUCCCACCUGGUAGUGGUAUCUCUCUUCUACGGUACCGCCAUCUUUAUCUAUAUCCGUCCUAAGGCCAGCUACGACCCAGCCACGGACCCCCUGCUGUCUCUCUUCUAUGCUGUGAUCACCCCCAUCCUCAAUCCUGUCAUCUACAGCCUGAGGAAUGCGGAUGUCAAGGCCGCGCUGAAAAGAAGCAUCCAGAAAAUGGGGCCCUCGGAGAUUUGA
Molecule: messenger RNA, 1113 nt
Organism: Peromyscus leucopus (white-footed mouse)
Lineage: Eukaryota; Metazoa; Chordata; Mammalia; Rodentia; Cricetidae
Product: olfactory receptor 10C1
Exons: 1
Coding region: 175-1113 (312 amino acids)
Biological process (GO): G protein-coupled receptor signaling pathway
Cellular component (GO): membrane
Molecular function (GO): G protein-coupled receptor activity; olfactory receptor activity
Source: RefSeq, a predicted model, not a curated record